Molecule: messenger RNA, 663 nt
Organism: Penicillium canescens
Lineage: Eukaryota; Fungi; Ascomycota; Eurotiomycetes; Eurotiales; Aspergillaceae
Exons: 1
Coding region: 1-663 (220 amino acids)
Source: RefSeq, a predicted model, not a curated record
AUGGUUGACGCAGCCAUUGUCCACGGAGAGAACCAACAAGGAUACUUCUUCUCCGGCAGACGUUACGCCCGGGUCAAGUGGACCCCGUACGGUAGUGAUGAGGAGAUAGUAUUCGGCCCAAAGCAAAUCAAAGACUACUGGCCCGCGACAACCAAGGCCGGAUUUGGCAGAAUUGAUAGUGCGGUUGCCGUUCACGGCACCAAGGACGAGUUCUACUUUUUCUUCGGCGCCCGCGUUAUCCGUAUCAAGUUCAGCCCGGGAGGAGACGAUACCCUACUUGAGGGGCCUCUCAAAAUUACCGACAAGUGGAAAAGCCUUGUCUCUACACCUUUCGAUACGAUCGACGCCGCUAUCAAUCUUCCCGGCUCUUCGACUGAAACCUAUCUCUUCUCAGGAACGAAGUCCGUCCGGAUUGAUCUUAGCAAAGACAAGAUCAUCUACGGCCCUUACACCCUAGUUGACCAGUGGCCGGGGCUCACAAGCGCUGGGUUUGAUGCGGUCGAUGCCGCUAUUCCUGUUCCCAACGCUAAGGUGGAGGGUGAGCACUACGUCUUCAAGGGAUCCCAAUAUGUGAGAACCCAGGUUAUUCCUGGCGCCGCCGACAAGUUAACCUGGGGCCCGAAGCCAAUUGCCGACUUCUGGAAGUCUCUUGACUGGUCUUGA